AGGUAUUCUUGGUGGACGGUAAUCUGCGUUCUGGUUGCACGAAGCACUGCAGUAUUGGGCUCGUCCUCAAGAUAUCUUCGGAUUGAGAGAGGGCCGGCACCCCAAAUUGAUGAAACCGACGAUGAUGGACUUGACGCGUCUUCUCUUUCCUCGCUGUCUCCCCCUUUCCAGCCUCACCUCUUUCACCCCUUCGUAUCUCCGCCCCAAACUUCUCUCCCUCGUCAGUCGUGUACGGAAAACUCCUUCGUCCCUUUCUUCUUUUCCCUUUCUUCUCUUCCCCUUCUUCUUUUCCCUUUCUUCUCUUCCCCUUCUUCUUUUCCCUCUCAUCCACCGCCGAAUGCCUGCCGUCAGUCGCGUGCUUGAGCGGGCUGCAAAUUAGCGGGAGUAGGGGAUGUUGGCUGACGCGGCCACGCGGGCCCGAGUGCGACCCUAA
This is a messenger RNA of Hyaloscypha bicolor E, 433 nucleotides long. RefSeq lists its product as uncharacterized. The transcript has a single exon. Lineage: Eukaryota; Fungi; Ascomycota; Leotiomycetes; Helotiales; Hyaloscyphaceae. The coding region runs from base 110 to 379 and encodes 89 amino acids. The record is from RefSeq and is a predicted model, not a curated record.